Molecule: messenger RNA, 2729 nt
Organism: Limanda limanda (common dab)
Lineage: Eukaryota; Metazoa; Chordata; Actinopteri; Pleuronectiformes; Pleuronectidae
Gene: zfand5a
Product: zinc finger, AN1-type domain 5a
Exons: 6
Coding region: 273-887 (204 amino acids)
Molecular function (GO): zinc ion binding; DNA binding
Source: RefSeq, a predicted model, not a curated record
AACAAACAUCCAUCCAGAGGGAAGAGGAGACGGAGAAAGAGAGAGGCAGAGCGAGGCAGGAGGGCAGAGGAAGGGAGAGGUGAAGCGACCUGAGGCUGUCUGACGGAGGAACAAGGACCCUAACAACCAGGACCCUACGAACAACAACAACAACAACAAGGACCCGUCCGCCGAGGCCCUAUUUUUUCCUUUUCCUUCUUCUUCUUCUUCUGCCAGGAGGACAAACGGGCCACACGUAUCGCGAGAAAAAACCUCGUCGAUUUCCAGCAGCAAUGGCCCAAGAGACGAACCAGAGUCCGGUGCUUUGUGCCAUGGGCUGCGGUUUCUACGGCAACCCAAGAACCAGUGGCAUGUGCUCCGUAUGUUAUAAGGACCACCUGAACCGACAGCAGAGCAGCGACCGCAUGAGCCCCCUUAGCCCAAUGGCCUCAGCUAGUAGUCCUACCUCAGAGGCCUCGGCCAUCAAGAGACUAGAAGCCAGUCUAGCCAAGGUUGAUGCCUCCCCUGCCUCCUCACCAGACAUGUCUAGAACUGUUCAAGGAUCGCUUCCUGUUACUCAACAAAUGACAGAGAUGAGCAUCUCGAGAGAAGACGAUCCAGAAACCCUAGAGCCUGUUGUUAGCCAACCUGCUGCUUCUAGUCCUACUCCUGUAGCUUCUUCCAGCAGUGACGAUGGAAAAGGUGACAAACCCAAAAAGAACAGAUGCUUCAUGUGCCGCAAAAGGGUGGGACUCACAGGGUUCGGAUGUCGCUGUGGGAACCUGUUCUGUGGCAUCCACCGCUACUCGGACAAGCACAACUGCCCCUACGAUUACAAGGCCGAAGCUGCUGCCAAGAUCCGUAAAGAAAACCCUGUUGUGGUUGCUGACAAGAUCCAGAGAAUAUAGGUUUUGACAAAAUCGGGAGCAACGACAUCAAUGAAAAACACCUUUGACAAAGACUGGAGUAUGAGUGCGAACCUUUUGAAAUGAGCACUGGCUCGAGAGGCCAAGUGAGGAUUGAAAGGACUUGAUUUACAAAAUUACCACCUCAAGAAAACAAUGGGGCAAAAAAUAAGUAAAAAAAUGAAAACAUCCUGUCCGAGGGAGUUGCAUGAAUGAUCACUUUUCUCCUUUUUGAUUAACUCAUUAGUUUGUUUUAUCCUAUUUUCUUUUCUGUGGUGUGAUUUUGCUGCUGAUGAGUCCUUUUUUUUUUUAAAAGAAUAUGUAUUGUCUUAUCAAAAGCAGCCCAGGCUAACUGUCCAGGACAAGCUGUGCUCCUCCCACCCAAACCAGGCGCCAUUUUGUGCCAAACCGUAGACAGCCAUUUUACUCGGACCCUGCCAUGUGUCAGAAGCUGGCGGGUCUUUCACAGCAUUCAGACUACACAGUGACAGUCCACACAAGUUGUGUCCCUCAACCUUCGAUCUUCUUGUCCCGCGUUCCGUUGCUACUGGAGUCAAUGUUUGGAGAGCCGUACAUCUGUCCCCCCUCUGUGCACAAGGGACUGUGUUACUUCGUCUCUGUCUUUCCUAGCUUUACCUACCUCACAUCUGCUGUGUUAAGCUUUGUUGUUUUCCCGCUUCUCUUUGUGUCCAUUAGCUUUGACCCCAGCAGAACAACGGAUCAUCAUGAUAAGCGGCCUCAGUGACCCAGUCAUAAGCAAGUCUUGACUGUGACAAGGCUGUUUCCAUUAUGGCUGGAGGUAUCACGCUAGGCACGGACAAGCAAAUGACUCCAUGUUUCACUGGGUAUAAACGUUUUCAGUGGACAUAUUGGUUGAAGAGGUUUCCCCUACUGGUCUUGAGCUCAGAUUGCAAUCUUAGACGCCUGGUGCAGGGCUGUGUGUACCGAGGAGUAGCCUGAGAGGAAGGAUGGCUCUCUUCCCUGGCAGACCUGGUAGGUGACUUUAGGCUACGUUAUUGUAGGGGCAUGAAUGAAUGGGAUAAUGCAUGACUUACACUUCAUUUGCAUUUGUUUUUCAGAAAAUAUUUGGUAUCACUCAACCUAGGGUUUCAGACAUUUUAUUUGCUGAGAGACAAUUAUCUGUUGUUACCUUUUUUUUCCUCUUCCAUUGAUAUUGUGCUGAUGUUAGCGCAUGUAUUCAGUGCAUUUGUGGAAUUAGAGUACGUGAACCAUUUUCUUUUCUGUUUAAUUUUUUUUAAUGCGCUAACAGAACAUUCAUGUGAGCUGCGUGUGGGUUGGAGGAUGUGGAUGUGUGUGGAUGCGUGUGUGUGUUGUUUCCCGACCUUUUUUGUCUGUGGAGCUACCCGGUUUAUCAGCACAUGUUUACAGAACUACAGGAGCAUGAAUUAUGAAAAAUAAUAGAUUCCAAGAUUAGAUGUAACUUGUCAUCUGUCUAUCAGCUAUUGGUCCGUGUGUCUGCUAUUGAGCACCGUAGAGAAGUGUGUGUGUGUGUGUGUGUGUGUAUUUGUGCGCCGGCUCGUGCACUUACCUGUGCAAAAGUGUUUUCAUGGCUGCCUGACACAGUGAAGCCCAUGUAUGUUUGUGACUUGUGUUAAUCCCCCUUUUUUUUCUGCCUAAGGAUGUGUGUUUUAUUUUUUUCAUUUAAAAGACAACUGUAUGUAUCCGUUUGAGUUUUUUCCUUUCUGAUUCUUAGUCAUAUGCAAAUUUGUACAAAAAAUGAAAAAACAGCAAACUGUGUUGAUAUUUAUGUAUUACAUAUAAUCUUGCUAUCCAGCAUUACGACAGAAUAGUAUCAUGUAAAUAAAACUGUACAGAGAGACAUUA